AUGCUAUUAUUUCUAUUUGUUAAACAUGCCUCCUCUUUUUCUUCAUAUGUACAAGCAGACACUUCUUGCCUGCAUUGGCUGUUGCAAAAGUACUUUAAUUUUUGGCAUUUCCUCAUAACAGCACUGUUUUUCUUUUCUUUUUUUUCAGGAAUGGAACUCAGAAGAGAUUUUGGAUCAUUUCAUGUGUCAAAUGUCCAGGAACUUUUGGAAAUUCCUGAGGAACAAUUUAUUCCUGUCAAAUUUCCUGUGGAUUUACCAACUUUUGAGAAUUAUAAGGAACAGACAGUACCAUUUGGAAAAAGAAUUCGAAAAGACCAUUUCUUUCUGGAAGAUCAAGUGACAUUCAUUAACCAUGGAGCUUUUGGCGCUGUUUUACGAGAAGCUUUGGAAACUGCCCAGGCAUGGCAGACUUAUAUUGAAAGACAGCCAUUGAGAUUUUUUGAUCGUGAACUUUUACCCCAGAUGGUGAACAUCAGUCGACGUCUUUCUAAAUUUGUGGGAUGCGACGCCACAGAUUUGGUGCUGGUUACAAAUGCUACAACAGCCAUAAACUGUGUUAUCAGAGGAAUAAAUUUCCAAAAGGGAGAUACCAUUUUCUUCCUUAGUACUACUUAUGGUGCUGUAAAGAAGUUGCUGAAAGAGGUUUCUGAAGAAAAGGAAUUGCACCUACAAGAAGUGCAGUUGGUGCCACCAGUCACAUGUAAAGAACAGAUAAUUGAUCUGGUUGACAGUAACCUGAAGAGUGGAACUCGAUUGGCUGUGUUUGAUCACAUUUCCAGUAAUUUUCCUUUGGUGAUGCCAUUAAAAGAAAUCCUUCCAAUUUGCAAAAAAAGAGGAGUUCCUGUAUUGGUUGAUGGUGCCCAUGCCCUUGGGUCCCAACCCCUGGAUUUACACUCUCUUCAACCAACCUAUUAUGUGUCGAAUGCCCACAAGUGGUUUUGCUGUCCUAAGGGAUGUGCAUUUCUCUAUGUUGACAAACAGGUAAAACAGACCGUUCGCCCACUGAUCAUCUCCCAUGGUUAUGGAUCUGGGUUCAAUUCUGAAUUUAUUUGGGCAGGCUAUGGAUUUAUGGAUAAUUCAUGUAACUAUCUAUUUAUUUAUCUCAAUUUUUCUUCUGUCUGUCUGCUCAUUAUCUAUCUAUCUAUCUAUCUAUCUAUCUAUCUAUCUAUCUAUCUAUCUAUCUCAGUUUUCCUUCUAUCUAUCUGUCUGUCUGCUCAUAUCUAUCUAUUUAUCUGUCUAUUUGCUAUUUAUUUAUCUAUCUGUCAGUUUUCCCUCUGUUUAUAUCUGUCUUUGUCCAUUCAUAUCUAUCUAUCUAUCUAUCUAAAGGCAAAAGUUGUAGAAACUGUAAGUCUUCAUGACUACACACCUUUCUUGGCUAUGCAUGUUGUUCUGAAUUUUUGGGAAUCCCUAGGAGAAAAAGUGAUUCACAGGUACAUGAAGACUCUUCUGAAUGAAGCAGCACUGCAUUUGAAAUCAGUUUGGCAGACAAGACUGGCUGGUCCCUUGGAAAUGUUUGGUUAG
Messenger RNA from Acanthosepion pharaonis, 1521 nucleotides. NCBI's taxonomy places the organism in Eukaryota, Metazoa, Mollusca, Cephalopoda, Sepiida, Sepiidae. The record is from the annotation of a GenBank genome assembly.